AUGAGCUACGUAGUUGACUCGCUUUUUUCAAAUGAUUCUUUGCACAAACAAAAUUCAAGUUUUACUUCAACUUCUACAGAUAUUGACAUAGAUGGUUUGUUAAGUCAAUUACCUUAUUUUCCAACUAAUGGUAUAGAUCCAAUUUUUCAAUUUACAAAUGAUGAGUUAAUAUCAGAUAGGUUUCCAAUAACAAAGUACCCCUUUGACGGAUUCAUAAAUUUUCAUUCAUUAAAAAUUUGUAGUUCUAAUGCUAAACAAAUGUCAAAAUAUUUACAAUUAUCUAUGGGGUUUAAAGAAGUUGCAUAUAAGGGGUUGGAAAAUGGUUCAAGAAUAAUAGCUUCGCAUGUUGUUUCAAAUGGGGAUAUUUUUUUGGAACUUGUUAAUACGUUGGAGACAAUCAAUGAGGAUCAGAACUUGUUGAAAUUUCCAUUCCUGCAAGAAGAGUUGGAGACAUUUGAAGAUUUUGACACUAAAUUUAAGACCUAUUUGGAAGAAUUCAAAAUAACUACUGAGGAUCUAGUUUUUGAUUAUAUUAAUAGUAAGAUUGAUAAUUUGAGUUCUGAUCCUGUCAACCGCUUAAAGUUUACUCAAUGUAUUUUUGAAACUAUUUUGAAAAAUGAAAAUUACAAGUGUACCACAAAUGAAUUAAAAAGUUAUAUGAUAAACAUUUUAAAUAAUUCAGAAAUAAUUUAUAAUGAUGUUAUGGAAUGUAUUUUGAUACAAAAUUUUUUAAAAAAUCAUGCAGAAGGGGUUAUGGAUAUUGCACUUAAUGUAAAUAAUGUUGAACAAAUUUUUUACAAAUCGAUUAGAUCUGGUGCUGGUAUAAUUAGACCACUUAAAAUAAUAAGUGAUCAAAAUGGAUCAAUCAAAACUGCUACUAUUACUGUUCCAAAUACUGACAUACAACAUACCCUAAUUGAAAAUGUUAAUUACUCUGGACCAUUUAAACCAGGAUAUUUUGAUCCACUAACUAGUGUUUCAGAAUACGAUAAUCAAUUGAAUAAAUUACCCAAAAUCCAGCUUACCGCAAUUGAUCAUUGUGUAGAGAAUUAUUCAUGGAACCAAAUGAUAGAACAAGCUAAACUUUAUGCUGAAAUGUUUGGAUUUCAUAAAUAUUGGUCAGUUGAUGAAAUGGAUGUAACAACUGGGUAUACAGCAUUAAGAUCUAUUGUAAUGAGUUCAAGUAAUGGUCAGAUUAAAAUACCCAUAAAUGAACCUGUAAAAUCUAGAUAUAGAGGACAAAUUGAAGAAUUUAAUGAUUUUUAUGGUGGUCCUGGUAUACAACAUAUUGCAUUACGUACAAAUAAUAUUAUCAAAACUGUAAAAUCAAUGAUUGAAAGAGGUAUAGAAUUUAAUCAUGCAAGUGAAAAUUAUUAUAAAAAUUUACAAAAAAGAUUAAAUGAUUGUGAUAUACAAUUAUAUGAGAAGUUUGAAGAAAUUAAAAAAUUGAACAUACUUGUAGAUUUUGAUUCAAAUACAUUUAAUAAAAAAACCAAAAAGUGUAAUUAUAUUUUACAAAUUUUUUCGAAACCAUUACAUGAUAGACCAACAUUAUUUAUUGAAAUCAUCCAAAGGCAUCAUCAUAAUGGAUUUGGAAAGGGGACUUUUAAAGGAUUAUUUGAAACUAUUGAAGAACAACAAAAAUUACGAAAAACUUUUUAUGAAGUUGAAUAA
This is a messenger RNA of Lodderomyces jiufengensis, 1674 nucleotides long. RefSeq lists its product as uncharacterized. The record is from RefSeq and is a predicted model, not a curated record. Gene Ontology annotation, molecular function: 4-hydroxyphenylpyruvate dioxygenase activity. Gene Ontology annotation, biological process: L-tyrosine catabolic process. The transcript has a single exon. NCBI's taxonomy places the organism in Eukaryota, Fungi, Ascomycota, Pichiomycetes, Serinales, Debaryomycetaceae. Bases 1 to 1674 code for a protein of 557 amino acids.